Messenger RNA from Mucor mucedo, 843 nucleotides. RefSeq lists its product as uncharacterized. NCBI's taxonomy places the organism in Eukaryota, Fungi, Mucoromycota, Mucoromycetes, Mucorales, Mucoraceae. The coding region runs from base 1 to 843 and encodes 280 amino acids. The record is from RefSeq and is a predicted model, not a curated record. The transcript has 3 exons.
AUGUCAGGUAUCGAUCUUCGACUUUUAAGCGUACUUAAGGGCAUGAGAACAGGCGAAUAUCAAUACAAUAAACCAUCCGUGCUAGGUAAUGCAUUAAUGGACUAUUGUACCCAAUUAGGAAUUCCUAGAUCAUAUGCAGAUCCUUGUUCCGGUAGAGUCAAUUGUCUUGUCAUUCAUGAAGGAAACACAUGGGGUUGUGAAGUCAAUGCUCUGAACCGCUUUUAUCGAGGCUUUAAAAAAAUCUUUCCCGUCUAUUUAUCUGUACAUUUAGCUCCUCCUCUCUUCUUCCGUACUGCUCGUUUGUUACAAAACCCUGGUGGCUCUAUUCUUCACAUCUUGCUUGCUUCAGUCCGGUCCUCUACAUUUUUGGGUACCUAUAUUGCCAUUAUCUGGUACAGUAUCUGUUUUGUACGCACACGAUUUGGGCACCAAGUAUUGGGUGUGAAUCAAAGCCGAUUGGACAAUACUUUAGGACCCUUGUUGGGUAGUAUGUUAUGUGGUCUUUCACUUUUAGUGGAAAGUAAACAUCGUCGUGGUGAAAUGACACUUUAUGUGGUUCCACGUGCCUUGUUUUCCUUGACAGAGCGAUUAUUGAGUCCUCACCAAAAGGGAAGAUGGUGGGAAUACAUGGUGGCCGAAUUUGGUGAGAAUGUGACGUUUGCUGCUUCACUUAUGGUGUUGAUGAGCGCUGUCUUCCGAGAUAAAUCCAUGGUUCGACCAUCGAUUCGUGGUCUCAUGUCUUGGAUUUUAAAGGAUGAAAUGAAGGCAGAUGGCGAACAAACCCCUGUGGGCGAUCAAACUCCUGUCGAUGAGGAAGAACUUCUUAAACUUGAAAAGAAAUAA